Trichophyton verrucosum HKI 0517 is the source of this 486-nucleotide messenger RNA. RefSeq lists its product as uncharacterized. The transcript is spliced from 2 exons. Bases 1 to 486 code for a protein of 161 amino acids. Lineage: Eukaryota; Fungi; Ascomycota; Eurotiomycetes; Onygenales; Arthrodermataceae. The record is from RefSeq and is a predicted model, not a curated record.
AUGCGAGAUGUGCGUCGUCGAGAGAGAAUCGCCGGUCUCAAGCGAGUCUCGAAGAAGGCGUCCAAGAAGCACGAAGUGGGAGCCGCCCUUGGUUCAACAGCUUCUGUCCAGCGCCAGACAGACGACCAGGAGGAGUCGGCAACAGGCGCUGUCGCAGACGUGAGGCCGCCGCCCUCAUGGGUCGCGUUUAAGAGCAAGGACGAAUCAAAGGUACUCUAUAUAUUCAACAACCCUCUGACGACCGCUGUAUACCAAACCCUAGAUCCGAUGGAUACUAUCAAGGGUUUUGAGGGAAUAGGCAAUGUCGUCGGCAACCUGGUACAUUAUAUCAACCAUUGCCUGAUACCCAUGACUUUCCCCAUUGAAGCCAGAAAAGAAGAAGAGACAAAGAAGCGGCUAGCCAUAAUGAGGGUUGCGGCUCUUUCAUCGUCUGCUUCUUUUUUUUGCCCAGAUGACCCUCAGCGCCGCGCACAAAGCGAUCUUUGA